Messenger RNA from Myotis brandtii (Brandt's bat), 1013 nucleotides. It is a transcript of the gene WDR38, whose product is annotated as WD repeat domain 38. The transcript is spliced from 8 exons. The coding region runs from base 1 to 813 and encodes 270 amino acids. Gene Ontology annotation, molecular function: protein binding. NCBI's taxonomy places the organism in Eukaryota, Metazoa, Chordata, Mammalia, Chiroptera, Vespertilionidae. The record is from RefSeq and is a predicted model, not a curated record.
AUGAACAGUACGGCCCCAGGGAGGCUGGUCAUAGGGAGAGUGAAAUUCUUCCGCCGGCACCACGGAGAGGUCAACUUCUCCGCCUUCUCCCCGGACGGCCAGACGCUGCUCACAGCCUCUGAAGACGGCUGUGUGUAUGGCUGGGAAACCCGGAGUGGGAAUCUGCUGUGGAAGUUGGGUGGCCACACAGGCCCUGUGAAGUUCUGCCGCUUCUCCCCCGAUGGCCGCCUCUUUGCCAGCACCUCCUAUGACUGCACCAUCCGCCUGUGGGACGCAGCAAAAGCCAAGUGUCUGCAGAUCUUAAAGGGUCACCAGCGGAGUGUGGAAACAGUCAGCUUCAGUCCAGACUCCAAGCAGCUGGCAUCGGGUGGCUGGGACAAGCGGGUGAUGCUCUGGGAGGUGCAGGCCACUGGUUCCUGGGACUCUACCAUUCGCAUCUGGGACCUUCGGACAGGGACCCCAGCGAUCUUCCACCAGGAGCUGGAGGGUCACAGUGGCAAUGUCAGCUGCCUGUGCUACUCAACAUCUGGCCUGCUGGCAUCCGGCUCCUGGGACAAGACCAUCCACAUCUGGAAGCCCUCGACUAGAAGCCUGCUUAUCCAGCUCAAGGGUCACGCCACCUGGGUGAAGAGCAUAGCUUUCUCCCCAGAUGGGUUGCAGCUGGCCAGCGCGGGCUACUCCCCAAUGAUCAAAGUCUGGGACUGCAACACAGGAAUGUGCAUUGAAACCCUGAAGGGAGCCCUGGAUGUGGCCUACGCUUGCACCUUCACCCCAGAUGGGAAACUCUUAUUGGUGUCUGGAGCUGUUGAUUAGGCAAGUUGCCAAGUCCCCCGCACAUGAUCAACCACCCAGAGCCUCUAGUGUAACAUCGCCACACAAGGCUCUCAAACCUCACGCCCCUGCCUCUCCCUGCCCAGGGCGCUUGGGGCCUGGAGAAAGCACAGUCAGGGCCAUUCCAUGCCACAGGCCCAAAGUAACCAUAACCGAGCACCCAGCAGAUCCUUGUCAUGGCC